This is a messenger RNA of Benincasa hispida (wax gourd), 1620 nucleotides long. The record is from RefSeq and is a predicted model, not a curated record. Lineage: Eukaryota; Viridiplantae; Streptophyta; Magnoliopsida; Cucurbitales; Cucurbitaceae.
UCUUCUCCCUCCUUUCACUUCUCUCUUACCAAACCCUCUCUUCUCCUUAGCUUGGCCGUGCGAAUCAAUUCCGAUCCUCGUCGUCAUCGACGUUGCUUGGAUCUCUGUCAUCGUUUGCAUUCUUGGUGGUUGGUCAUCGUCGUGGGUGUUCUUUCGAUGGUUGGUCGCCGUCGUGGGUCUUCUUUUGGUGGUUCGAUCUAUAGAUUUGGGUCAUUGUUCGGUCCAGCUUGUUCCUGUCGUCAUCACCGGCAUGGUGGAGUUCACCAUCCAUGGAUUCCGUUAGGGGUGGAGUUCUCUCUUCUCCUUGGAUCUAUAGAUUCCAGUGGGUCAGCUCGCCGUCCUCUGUCUAGCUUGUUUCGGUCGUGGAGGUGGGUCGUCGACGUUGGAUCUAUAGAUUUAGUUGUGGGUUUUUCCAAUCCGAUCGUCUAUUUGCCUGAUCUACUCGUGGGUCUUUCGAUCCAGUCGUCAAUAUUGUACUUUUGCCAGAUCUGUCAUCUCAACUUUGUUCGCAAGGUCCGACAUUCCAAUCUUCGAGCUCCAAGUUCGAAUCUAUUCAAGUUUGUGGGUUAUUUAAGUUGUUUGCUUGGAAAGGUUAAACUCAUCAACAAAGAAAGCGAACUCGAACAUUGAUAGGGAAUUGUCAGCUACUUCUUUUAUCAGACCGAGUAAGGAUGAGUUGGAUCAAGCUCAUCUUUAUGUCAUUCAAAAUGUGAAUGAUGUGCUUCCUUAUGUCGAGUAUGUAGAUCUCCAUCUUAUUCUCGUUUUAGGUUACUUGAUUAUUCAAUGAUCUACUAACUUUGUCAUUUAUAAUAGGCAACAUAUGGAUAUUUUGUCAAAGCUCAAUUCUGGUAAGGUAAAAGUAAAAAGUGGCUUCAAGAAGAGCAUAAUUGUACAUUCAGUUGUUGGUUGUCCACACGUACAAUCUCUAGAGGCCUACACUUUGAUGUAUAAUUAAAUGUUAACUACUAAACUAUCAUAAAAUAUAUCAAAGGUUGCACUAGCUCUUGAAGUUCCCAAAAAUUUCAUAUCACCUUCUUUAAGAUGAAUAGCUAAUGGACUUUGUCCAACUGUGGCAAAAUAUUCUUGUUACGCGGUCAAUGGUUACUACUUUCACACAAAGAACUGCGAUGAUAUUAGGAGGAUUCAAAAUAGUGGAGUUAGUAUAACGGCUACCACAAUGCAAGUCUCUAGUGCUAAGGACAAAAGCCUUGUCAUGUCAAAUAUGACAUUUCAUGGUGUAAUACAAGAAAUAUGGGAGCUUGACUAUCAUAGAAUAUUUUUUAUUUUAUUCAAAUGUAAUUAUUGGGUUGAGAAUAGAAAUUAAGUCAAAACAGACGAGUUUGGGUUUACUAAUGUGGACUUUAAUCGUAUUGGACAUAAAUCAGACCCAUUUAUUUUAGCCUCUCAAGCAAAACAAGUCUUUUAUGUAAAAGACCCCGCAAAUUCAAGUUGGUUAAUUGUUUUAACAUCUCAACAACGAACAAUUGAAGAUGAUUUUUAUGAAGAUGAAAUAGGAGAUAUGCCACAGGAGUGUGGUUAUGAAGGUAUGCAAAUAAUGUCCAAUGUUGAUACAUCUAUUGAGAUUGAUGAUAUAACAUCCACAUACACUAGAAAUGAUUA